Messenger RNA from Anopheles darlingi, 1345 nucleotides. RefSeq names its product phenoloxidase-activating factor 2-like. Gene Ontology annotation, biological process: proteolysis. Gene Ontology annotation, molecular function: serine-type endopeptidase activity. The record is from RefSeq and is a predicted model, not a curated record. The transcript has 2 exons. The coding region runs from base 145 to 1305 and encodes 386 amino acids. NCBI's taxonomy places the organism in Eukaryota, Metazoa, Arthropoda, Insecta, Diptera, Culicidae.
CCCUGGCUGAUAGUGAAAGGCGCGAGUUAUUAUUAAGCUUGACUUUGCUCUCCAUCACAGUAGUCCGGGUGCCGUACAGUAUCUGCGAGAACGACACCGGAGUAACAUCUAGUAACCGUUUGCUGCUGCUUUCCGUCGAAGCAAAUGGAUCGCUUCUGCUGGAGGAGGCACGUCGUCGUAGUGUUGCUGUCGGUGUUGUCGGUGAAUAUCAAUCGUGGCGCGUGGGCCGAUACGAGAUGUCCGGGAGAGAAUGAAAUCUGUGUCCCGACCGAAAGCUGCCUGUACGGUAUUGUGAAUGAGGCAGCCGCCUUCAUUAUGGUACCGCGCUUUGGUGAAGAUGAUGAGUGUGAGGACGAUGAUCAGGUCUGCUGUAAGAAGGUGCCGGUUACGGCAAACACAUAUUCCGUCAUCACUACGACUGAGACACCGGCGGUGAAUAGUGAAUCUGAGGAGGAGGAGGAGGAACACGAUUGGAGUGAGCAGUGCGGCAAAAAUGCAAACAUUACGGAAAGCACUGGCUUUCUGACGAACCGCCGGGAGUUUCCCUGGAGUGUGGCGAUAUUCCGGAUCGCUUUGGUGGCCGGAAGAACGAAGAAUAUAUUUCUCUGCGGUGGAACUCUGCUCGAGGAUGGUACAGUGUUGACCUCGGUCGAGUGCGUCCGACAUCAGCCGAAAGCGUCUCUGAGGGUUCAAUUCGGUCGGUGGGAUUUAGGAGAAAGUAAUGAGAGAGGCACAAAGGUCCUCGAAGUAGAAGAGAUAGUUAUUCAUCAGGACUACAAACCAUCGAGUAAGCAGGAUAAUAUUGCGCUCCUGUUCCUCGCUGACAAUGUGCGGUUUGGUCCGUCCGUCAAUCGUGUCUGUAUUGGGGAGAAGAAACACCGAUACGACACUGACUAUCACUGCUACACGGUCGGAUGGGGUACAAGGUUCAUUAAUGGGGCCAAUCGGCUGCAAAAGAUGAAAACAUUCUUGGCCCCCACUAACGAGUGCCAGGAAUCGAUUCGACGACAUACGUUGUUGUCCAGAUUUGAGCUAUCGCCGAAGGAUGUCUGUACUGAUGCGGUGGACGCAAUGGGCACGGACUAUCCGUGCGCGCGAAUCACCGGUUCCGCGUUGGUGUGCGCGAAGAACAAUCAGUACUUUCUGGUCGGUAUUGCCUCGUACUCACUGCGGAAGUGUUCUCGCACCAACGUCAACGAUGUGUUUGUGGAUGUCCGAGAGUACAGUGCGUGGAUCGAUGGACAUAUGCGCUCUCGGUUCCGUGAACCAAGUACCUACCGUCCCGUUCCCGUUGAGUCCGAUUAAAGAGUAAUAAAAAACCGUUCUACCGCGGUACCUACGGUGA